This is a messenger RNA of Seminavis robusta, 381 nucleotides long. NCBI's taxonomy places the organism in Eukaryota, Bacillariophyta, Bacillariophyceae, Naviculales, Naviculaceae. The record is from the annotation of a GenBank genome assembly.
AUGGAAAACAAAGAUCCACAAGAGCAGAAUCAGCCGGUGUCACUGGAAUCAUUGGACGAUGAUGGUAUGGAUCUCUAUGGUGACCUAAUAGAGGACACUCAACCAACGGCCGCUUCCAAUACUGCUUCCAAAGCUGCUCCCAAUGACGGUUCCUCCAACGACCACCACCAGAAGCAACAGAACCCCAAAUCCCUCUCCUUGGCAGAUCACAUCAAAGAGCUCGAAACACAACUAGCUGCUUCCCAGAAAGAAAAUGAAACUCUGAAACGCAACAUGGGGACUCUGUACAGAACUGCCAAGAACGAAAUUGACAGCAAAAAUUCACACAUUGAAUUGCUCACCAAGCAGUUGGAUCAAUUCCAGAAUGCGAGCUACGAAUAG